This is a messenger RNA of Lytechinus variegatus (green sea urchin), 515 nucleotides long. RefSeq lists its product as uncharacterized. The record is from RefSeq and is a predicted model, not a curated record. NCBI's taxonomy places the organism in Eukaryota, Metazoa, Echinodermata, Echinoidea, Temnopleuroida, Toxopneustidae. Bases 1 to 441 code for a protein of 146 amino acids. The transcript is spliced from 3 exons.
AUGUGUCCAGGUAACUGUCCCCCAACUUGCCACUGCAGUUUUAAAUGGGUCUGGAUUUUGUACAUAGUGGCAGCUGGUGGUUUUUCCGUAGUGGCAUUUGAAGUGAUUAUAUACUUCAUUGUAAAGAGAAAGAAGACGAAGAAAAGCGCUGAACUCCAGUUAACACAAACCUACAGUACUUGCCAAGAUUCUCAGGAUAUCAGAUCUAACAAAGGAAGGGCUUCAACAACGGACAAUUUAACGGGUUCUAACAUCCAAUGUGAUGAAACAGACCAUACCUAUGAAGCCGCAGUCGGUGGAUCCGAUGCUCCCAGUUUCUAUAUGGCAUUAAAUCCUCCUGAUACAGGUGAACCAUCCCCUGCCACCAGACAGGAUGCCUCCAAUCCCAACUGCUCAUCAGCUGACGAUUAUGAUGACGUAGCUCUGCCUGAACGGGUGUAGAUUCGGGCGACGACACUACAGGGGAGUGUUUCAUCAACAUUUUCAUCCGACAAGUUGUCACAUCUUUCUCUGAU